AGACAUAAUUUAUUCAAUAUAAUAAUCUUAUUCGAUUUAUAACCUAUAAUAUAAUUAAUACUGUGAAGAAACAGUAAGGAAGUUAGAUUAUUAAAUAAUUUCGAGUCAUCGUAUUUAAAAUCAUGUUUGCCAAUUGAGAAACCACUAUCUGCUUCAUUCGUGAAUAAUAUGGCUCGAAGCAACUUCAGAGGUGUGUCAUGUUUGCAAGAAACGCGGUGUUCUUUCUUGUAGCAUAUCCAAUAAUUUUUAAAGCUAAUUUUAUAAAGGAUGCUCGCAUUAGGACCUAAAAAGGACGGUGGACCCAAUACAAAAUUUUUUGAGUCCCAGGAAAUUCUUACACAACUUGAUGCAGUUAAACAAUGGCUUUUGAAAAACUGCAAAAAGUAUGUCCAAACGGAUCCUCCAACUAAUAAAAGUUUAGCUACAUUGAUAGUGCAAUUAUUGCAAUUUCAAGAAGAUAAUUUAGGAAAAAAUGUUUCAAAACCACCAAUGACAAGACUUCCUAUGAAAUGUUUCUUAGAUUUUAAACCAGGAGGUGGUUUAUGUCAUAUUCUUGCAACUGCAUAUCGUUUUAAACAAGAACAAGGAUGGCGUCGAUUUGAUUUCCCUGUUGGAAAAUCAGGAUCUCGUAUGGACAGAACAGUAGAAAUGUUAAUGGCUGCUGAAAGAGCUUUGGUACAGAAUCGAUGUAUGAUUAUACCAAGUGUAUAUGUGAGACCUGAUGUAGAUAAAUCAACAGCUGCAAAAGUGAAAGAAGCAGUUCGUCGACAUCAAGGUAGUAUUUCUGAAAAUGAAACAGAUGCUACACAUAUAAUUUAUCCUCCAGUUGAUCCUAUGGAAGAAGAAUACGCGCGACCUUGUAUGAGACGAGAAAGAUCUGUUCUUCUUCAUUGGUACUAUUUUCCCGAUAGUUACGAUUCUUGGACUACAUUAGAUCUUCCUUGGGACUUCCCAGAAGGUACACUUACAAAUACAAACAUGAAAUCAGUAUACAAAGUAGCUGCAACAUGGGCAUUAGAUUUAGAUCAAUAUAACGAAUGGAUGAAUGAAGAAGACUAUGAAAUAGAUGAAAAUGGUCAAAAGAAAAUACAUAAAUACCGACUUUCGGUAGAAGAUUUAAUGGCUCAGCCAUCUCAUCCUCCUCCUUCAGCGAAAAAACCAAAAAGAAAACGAUCUCCUAGUCCAUCGCCGAAACCAGGAAAACGUAAAAGCGCAAGAGCACCAUCAAGUGUUCAAACUUCAUCUUCAUCAUCACUUGCGACUCCGAAGAAAUCCCGCGGUGGUGGAGAAGAAGAAGACGAUCUCACUCAAGGAAUGGAAGAUCCACCAGCAGAACCUCGAAUUGUAGAAGUAGUUGCUACUCCUACGAAUCCGCCGGUGACUGGUCAAGGUAAUAUUCCAGCAAGUGGCAGUACUUUAACGACAACAGGUAGUAAGAAACAAGAUAACGAACUUCAACCACUUAAAUCUGGUAAUAUGGCGGAUUUGGAUGAACCUAUGGAAGGAGAUAAAGGAAGUUCUCAAAGUACUCAAGAUAGAGAAGAACGAGAUGCAAGUAAAGAAAGAGGAGAAGGGAGUAAAGGAGAUGAACCAGAAGAUAAUGUCACUGAACAAACACAUCAUAUUGUUGUUCCUAGUUAUUCUGCUUGGUUUGAUUAUAAUUCGAUUCAUACUAUUGAAAAAAGAGCUUUAUCUGAAUUUUUUAAUGGUAAAAAUAAAUCUAAAACGCCAGAAAUUUAUCUUGCAUACAGAAAUUUUAUGAUCGAUACCUAUAGAUUAAAUCCUACAGAAUAUAUUACAUCGACUGCUUGUAGGCGUAAUUUAGCAGGAGAUGUAUGCGCAAUUAUGCGCGUACAUGCAUUUUUGGAACAAUGGGGACUUAUUAAUUACCAAGUGGAUGCAGAAUCAAGACCAACACCCAUGGGUCCACCUCCAACAUCACAUUUCCAUGUAUUAUCAGAUACUCCAUCAGGUUUAGCUCCAGUUAAUCCGAAUCCUCCGAAAACACCACAACCUUCAGCCGCAAAAACAUUACUUGAUUUAGAAAAGAAAUCAUCCGGUUUGGGAACAGAAGAGAAAACUUCAGCUGGAGUGAUGGCAAAUUUUGGACUAAAAAUUGAUCAAUAUUCGAGAAAACCGGCAGUUUUGAAGAAUAAACAAGCUGCCGGUGCUACUCGUGAUUGGACAGAACAAGAAACACUUUUGCUAUUAGAAGGAUUAGAAUUACACAAAGAUGAUUGGAAUAAAGUCUGUGAACAUGUUGGUUCGAGAACACAGGAUGAAUGUAUCUUGCAUUUCCUACGACUUCCUAUAGAAGAUCCUUAUUUAGAAGAAAGCGGACCAGAGGGUUUGGGUCCAUUAGCUUAUCAACCAGUACCAUUUUCUAAAGCUGGUAAUCCCGUUAUGAGUACUGUGGCAUUUUUGGCUUCAGUUGUUGAUCCUAGAGUUGCUGCAAGUGCAGCCAAAGCUGCUAUGGAAGAAUUUGCAGCUAUUAAAGAUCAAGUACCAGCUGCUUUAUUAGAUCAACAUUUAAGAAAUGUUCAAGCUAGUGCUAAUUCUGAUGGUAAGUUUGAUCCAGCUGCAGGAUUAGCACAAUCAGGUAUAGCUGGGACUGGACCACCUGAACCUCCUGAUGAUACAGCACCACCUUCAACUACAGGUGCUACAGUUACAUCUCCACAUUCAGCAACAACAGCUUCUAUGGAAAUGAAAAAAGAGGAACAAGAAAAGCCUAAAGAAUCUGAAAUAGAUCAAAGUCAAUUGGAUAUAACAAAAAAAGAAGAUGAAUUGAAAGAAACUGAAGAAGAUGCAAAAUCAACCAUGGAUGCUGAAACUAUGGAAGCAAAAGAAAAAAGAGAUAAGGUGGUGCGAGAUGCUCAACUUCAAUCUGCAGCUGCAGCAGCAUUAGCAGCAGCUGCCGUUAAAGCAAAACAUUUGGCAGCUGUAGAAGAACGUAAAAUUAAAGCUUUAGUAGCGCUGCUUGUUGAAACACAAAUGAAAAAAUUAGAAAUUAAAUUACGUCAUUUUGAAGAAUUGGAAACGACGAUGGAACGAGAACGUGAAGGGCUUGAAUAUCAACGACAACAACUUAUUACUGAAAGACAACAGUUUCAUUUGGAACAAUUAAAAGCAGCCGAAUUUAGAGCUAGACAACAAGCGCAUCAGCGUUUAGCUCAAGAGCAACAACAACAACAACAAAAUCAACAUCCUGCAUGGCAACCUACUGCGCAACAACAACAACAACAACAACAACCACCGAGUCCUCAAGCAUCAGCCCAGCAACCACCCUCACAUACACCUCCACAACAAGCAUAAAUUUCUUUUCCCACAUCACAGAUGGAUCUUUUGGUGGCUGUUUUGGAUUAAGCGUAUGUAAUGAAGACAUUAGAUGGAAAUGAUAAUGUUGAAGAAGUUGUGUCAUGUGUGCUUGUCUAAUUUCUCCACUUGCACAACAGUACAACAAAUUCGCAAGAUCAAGGGCAAGUGAACCAACUCGAGUUAGUUGGAAAUCAAUUAAAUAGACAACCUGUAAAGUCAUAAUGUUAAUCGUAAUUUAAGAUUUGAUCCAAUUACAUUGUAAUAUUUCCAAUUUCUAUUCCCUAAGUUAACAUAAUUGAAAUUUGAUAUAUCUUAAUAUUCAUAUUCGUAUUACUUUUAUUUCGCAAAUGAAGUAAAAAAUGAUAAGAUAAAUAUUUUUACACUAUACUUGUGUCUAUUUUUUCUUUUUUAUUUCAAUAAAUUUUAAUUAAUAUGGGAAUAGAAUCUAUAAAAAUAUCCUAUUUCAUGAUAAAAAAACAUAAUUUAUUUAAUACUAUCAAGUAUGCAUAAUACUUGAAAACUGAAUAAAACUAAGUGAUUUAUUAAAUAUGAACAAUUUUUAUUUUGAUAGAAAUUUUAUGAAUUACAAGAAUGUUUUUCUUUAAUAUUAUUAAAAUAAUAUUUGUACAAGAUAUAUAAUAAAAAACAGAAAAACCAUAAUAUACUAAACAUCUUAAAAUUAAUAAUUAAUAAAUAAUUAAUAAAUAAUAAAAUUAUACUAAGAAACAUUAUUUCUUGGUUUUUCUUAUAUAAUAUAAAAUUAAAUAACAUGCACGUUCAACAAAUAUUUUAUAUUUUAAUGUGACAUACAUAAAAAAGAUUUUUAUUUUUUUUUUUCUUUUUUUUACUUUACUACUAAAUGAUAAUAAAUAUUAUUUAUAUGUAAUACUUACUUCUUCGUUUGAUUUGGUCAAAUCGUCUUUAAAUAAAAUAUUAUUAGUCCAACAAUCACCAUGACAAAAAACAGUAAGGGGCCCUUGCAUAGCAACUAAUUCGCUCAUAGUGCGAAAAAAUACAUCAUCAUUAAGAAAUGCUCGUAAUUUUUUCAUUAUUUCAAUUCUUUUGGAUUCCAUGUGAGAAGGAAGACCAUCAGACACCAUUCUGAUAGCAUUCUUAGCAGCAACUUGAUAAUAUUGACGGUACCAAUUUUCAUUUUCUGUUCGAAAAAGUGCUUCUUGGAUACCUUUACCUUCACUUGGAUCUGUCAGUCUUGCAAAUUCUUCUGGUCUUAUAUAUCAAUACAUUAUAUAUUAAUAUAUAAACAUAUGUAUAGACAUAAUAAUACAAUAUAAAAUAAAUAAAAAAAAAUAGAAAAAACAAGAAAAGAAAGAAAAAGAAAUUAUUAUUAGACAUACCUUGUUUCUCUAAGAGUUAAACUCAGUGCAUGAAAACCUGCUAAAGCUUUCAAUGUUCGUUUCAAAUGCUCAAGUUGCAAUCCUUUUCUUCUAUCUGCCAUUUUAAAACCUCUUUCUCGUAAAUCUUCCAUAGCGAUAAAAUCAAUUUGUGCUGCAUAUAUUUUUGCAACACCAUUAAAAACUUUUCUACCAUUUGUUUGUAACUUAUUUAAUGCAGGCCAUACAUGCGUAUAAAAUGCUACUUCAUUUUGAAAUAGUAAUUCACUUUUAAAAGCUUCACGAUGUUCUCUUGAUUGGGGUAAAACUUUAUAAAUUAUUGCACAUUCAUAAUUGAUCCAUUCAUUAUUUUUUAUCUGUUUUCGACCUUUUGCUCGAAUACGAUACAACAUAGAUGUAUAGUUGUCACCUCUUCCUGAACCGAAUUCUUCUUCUAAACUGAUAAUUUCCACAUUAGGUUCAUCUUUCAUUAUCAAUUUACGCACAGAUUCUAAUGUAAAAUGCAUAUGUUUCUCAUCCAUUAUUCUGUUUCUAAAGACAAAAUUUUAAAAAUAAUAAAAAAAUUUAAAAGAAAAAUUUCAUAUAAUUAUAAGAUUCUUGAAUCGAUGUCACUACGUUUUAGCUUUUAUAUGUGAACGAAUGAGUUACGAUGUUAAGCUACCCGAGCUGCAGGAAAUAAGCAUUUGAGGGACGAGAGAAUAGUAACUCCCACUAUACAUACAUACAUACAUUAAUUUAUUAAUCGUAAGUACCCUAGUUAGGGGGGCAAGGACAUUAAUACAUACCAAUCAUGCAUAUAAUUUCAAUUCUUUGAAUGACAAAUUGAUUGAAAUUUUUAUACAAAGAAAUAAAAAUUUAAUAGAGAAUGAUAAUAAAUAUUAUAAGUUUUAUAUAAUGGUAUUUUUUGACUUAAUUGUAGAAGCAAAAAAAAAUAUGUUAUAAAUAAUGUUAUAAAUAUUUUCUUUUUAUAUAUAAUUUAAUUUAAUUGAUUAAUUUAAUUGUUUUGUAUCCAACAUGUAUAAAAUUUCCUUUCCCACUAAAUUAAUCAAUUUGUCACGAUCAUCGUUCGUAAAUUCUGGAAGAUUAUGCAAUUUCAUAAUCAUUGGGUUGAUAUUUGUAAAUCCUGAGUUUACACAGUACUCAAGAAUGAG
Apis cerana (Asiatic honeybee) is the source of this 5821-nucleotide messenger RNA. It is a transcript of the gene mor, whose product is annotated as SWI/SNF- related protein mor. The record is from RefSeq and is a predicted model, not a curated record. Gene Ontology annotation, cellular component: synapse. Gene Ontology annotation, biological process: cell projection morphogenesis. Lineage: Eukaryota; Metazoa; Arthropoda; Insecta; Hymenoptera; Apidae. Gene Ontology annotation, molecular function: protein binding.